Messenger RNA from Rotaria sordida, 699 nucleotides. Lineage: Eukaryota; Metazoa; Rotifera; Eurotatoria; Philodinida; Philodinidae. The record is from the annotation of a GenBank genome assembly.
AUGUCUUUAAUAUGUCGUUUAAUGCGUGAAGACGAAUUUACAUUAGAUUUUGAAUUAUUUCUUAUGGAAACAUUUUUUCAACAUGAACCAAUGAAUAAAUAUUUAAAUACGAAAAUACCUGAUGAAGUUAAUUUAUCGUGGUUAAAAGAAGUUUUACAUAAAGCUAAAUAUGAUAAUCUAACCUUAGCAUUUUAUGAUACAAAUACUCAACAUUCUUUACCAGUCGCCUUUGCAAUUAAUCAUCAUGAUAAAAUAGAUGAUCAUAAUCAUUCGGAUAGUCUCUAUUCAUCAUUAAAUAAAACAAAUUUACUUAAAUAUGAACAUAUUAAUGAACUUCUAACUAAAUUACAUGAAAAUAUUAAUCUAUUUGAAAAAUUUCAUUGCAAAAAUUUAUUUCAUAUUUAUUUGCUAGGUGUUGAUCCAAAAUAUCGACAAAAUAAAUUAGCUAGUCAAUUAGUCGAAUCAGCAAUAUGCAUUGCAAAAGAAAAAAAUUUUGAUAUGAUUUAUGCUGAUGCUACAAUUGUUAUAAAUACAAUUCAAGAACAUAAAAUAAAAACUCCAGAUAUUGGUGAUACAUCAACAACAACACAAUUUGUUGAAUGUGUUUUAAAUGAAAUAGUUAAAAUGACACCAACAAUUGGUUUCAGUUAUGAAAUGCAGAAACCUAAUCUUGGCCUUAGAUAUAAAACUGUUGAUUAA